This is a messenger RNA of Protopterus annectens (West African lungfish), 1075 nucleotides long. Its product is annotated as extended synaptotagmin-3-like. Bases 461 to 1075 code for a protein of 204 amino acids. The record is from RefSeq and is a predicted model, not a curated record. The transcript has 4 exons. Lineage: Eukaryota; Metazoa; Chordata; Ceratodontiformes; Protopteridae. Gene Ontology annotation, molecular function: lipid binding.
GGGCGGCGUCCGAGUACCUACUGUCCUCUCACGUGUAGAGGGCCAAGCGCAUUCAAACAGUUAUUGUAAACACAGCAGAGAGGAUGUGUUAUUCUGUAUAUAGGUUUGUGACACCCGACAACUAUAAACAGCGCCGCAUCUAGCCUUAGGGUGGAGUAGUAGUACAACAGGCAGGUAGAUUUUUCUGUUGUAGAUGUAGCUCGUACCACCUGAAGAAGGGCUGAGUCUGAAACCCUUUGGUUUAUUUUGAAGGCGGAGCUGGUAUACAUUACCUGUAUGUGAGUCACAUAGGGCAGUUAUUGACGAAGGUGUUGUAUAGGUAGGCAGUUUGAUUUAUAAAAUAGAGUUGUACGCAGUUUCCAACUUAGGUGUAUUCAUAUCGUAUGCAAUACUUCCAUACCAAAGGUAUAGCAAACUUUGAGUGUUUACUUUUGGAACCUUGUUCAGAAAGCGCUCACUUAUGAAAACUUCGAGUGAUUCCGGUAAAAAUGAACGCAGGGACAGUGUGUUUGUCUUUGAAGACGAGCAACCUGGAGGUUGUAGUGAUACUGUUGGGAAGCUGAAUACAAACGCUGUGAACCAGUUUCUGGUGGAAUUAAUGUUUUUCUUUGGCAAAGCUUUUUUCUAUCUUUUUCCUGUAUAUCUGGCCGGUUUUUUUGGAUUAAGUAUUAGCUGGAUCCUUUUGGGCUUGUUCUUUUGGAUGUGGUGGAAGAAAAAUAGAACAGGGAAGCUCGCUCGGUUGUCUUCAGCUUUUGAAGUACUCGAACGCGAAAAAUAUAUAAUAGCCAAAGAAAUCUAUGAUCACAUGCCAGCAUGGAUUAAUUUUCCAGAUAUUGAACGAGUUGAAUGGUUAAACAAGAUCCUGCAGCAGGCAUGGCCAUUUUUUGGUUCAUACAUGGACAAACUUCUUAAAGACACUAUAGAGCCGUCAAUUAGGGGUUACAGUAUGCACCUUAAAACCUUCACUUUUACCAAAAUUGAUUUUGGAGAAAAGUGUUUUCGAAUCAAUGGAGUUAAAACAUACACUAAAGAGGUAGAUAAGAGACAAGUGAUACUGGAUCUUCAGAUAAGGUAG